Morchella sextelata is the source of this 1728-nucleotide messenger RNA. RefSeq lists its product as uncharacterized. Gene Ontology annotation, cellular component: cytoplasm. The coding region runs from base 1 to 1728 and encodes 575 amino acids. The record is from RefSeq and is a predicted model, not a curated record. The transcript has 4 exons. Gene Ontology annotation, biological process: sulfur amino acid metabolic process. Lineage: Eukaryota; Fungi; Ascomycota; Pezizomycetes; Pezizales; Morchellaceae. Gene Ontology annotation, molecular function: adenylylsulfate kinase activity; ATP binding; sulfate adenylyltransferase (ATP) activity.
AUGGCUGGACUUCCUGAACCUCAUGGUGGUGUAUUGAAGGACUUGAUCGCUAGGGAUCUCCCCAAGCACCAGGAGCUUCUCGCCGAGAGUGAGACGCUGCCGUCAAUUGUCUUGACCGAGAGACAGCUAUGUGAUUUGGAACUGAUCAUGAACGGAGGAUUUUCUCCUUUGGAGGGUUUCAUGAACGAGGCGGACUACAACGGUGUAGUUGAGAAUGAGCGUAUCGCAGACGGUACCUUGUUCUCCAUGCCGAUCACUCUUGACGUCUCUAAGGAACAGAUCGACGAGGCUACGAUUAAGCCAGGUUCUCGCGUUACACUUAGAGAUUUCCGUGAUGAUCGCCAUUUAGCUAUCAUUACCGUUGAUGAUGUUUACAGGCCUGACAAAGAUAAGGAGGCCAAGUUGGUAUUUGGUGGUGAUGAUGAGCACCCUGCAAUUGCCUACCUGUACAAGACCGCAAAGGAGUUUUACAUUGGUGGUAAGGUCCAAGCUAUCCAGAGGCUUAGCCACUACGACUAUGUCGGUUUGAGAUACACUCCUGCCGAGCUCCGUCUUCACUUUGAGAAGCUCGGAUGGUCCAAGAUUGUCGCUUUCCAGACCCGAAACCCCAUGCACCGCGCUCACCGUGAAUUGACCGUCCGCGCAGCCCGCACCCGCCAGGCUAACGUCCUCAUCCACCCUGUUGUUGGCCUUACCAAGCCCGGUGACAUCGACCACUUCACCCGUGUCCGUGUCUACCAGGCCCUCCUUCCUAGAUACCCCAACGGUAUGGCCGUCCUUGGUCUCCUCCCACUCGCUAUGCGUAUGGGCGGUCCCCGCGAGGCCAUCUGGCACGCCAUCAUCCGUAAGAACCACGGAGCGACCCAUUUCAUUGUCGGUCGUGACCACGCUGGACCUGGAUCCAACAGCAAGGGCGUUGAGUUCUACGGACCUUAUGACGCUCAGCACGCCGUGGAGAAGUACAAGGAAGAAAUUGGAAUCGAGGUUGUUCCCUUCCAGAUGAUGACCUAUCUCCCCGACACCGACGAGUACGCGCCUGUCGACGAGAUCAAGCCUGGAACCAAGACCCUCAACAUCUCCGGAACCGAGCUCCGUCGCCGUCUCCGUACCGGCACUCAGAUCCCUGAGUGGUUUUCAUACCCCGAGGUUGUCAAGGUUCUCCGUGAGAGCCACCCGCCCCGCAACAAGCAGGGUUUCACCGUCUUCCUUACCGGUUUCACCAACAGCGGCAAGGACGCCAUUGGUCGUGCCCUCCAGGUCACUCUCAACCAGCAGGGAGGAAGGUCCACCACCCUUCUUCUCGGAGAGACCGUGCGUUCUGAGCUUUCUUCUGAGCUUGGAUUCUCCCGCGAGGAUCGCCACACUAACAUUCAGCGUAUCGCAUUCGUUGCCGCUGAGCUCACCCGCUCUGGUGCCGCUGUCAUUGCUGCUCCUAUUGCGCCAUUCGAGGUCUCGAGGGCUCAGGCCAAGGAGACCAUCAGCCAGUACGGAUCAUUCUACCUCAUCCACGUCGCGACCCCGCUUGAGCACUGCGAGAAGACCGACAAGAGGGGCGUGUACAAGCGUGCCCGUGCCGGCGAGAUCAAGGGCUUCACUGGUGUCGAUGACCCAUAUGAAAACCCAGUCAAGCCCCACUUGGUUGUUGAUGCCAGCAAGCAGACUGUGAGGAAUAUUGUCCACCAGAUUGUGUUGUUGUUGGAGAGCGAGGGAUUGUUGGAUACUCUAUAA